AUGGUGACGGUGGCCGAGGUGGGCCGCCGAUCUGAAAAGAGCGGCGGGAGCUGUUCCACUUCCUUCGAGUUUCUCGGGGAGCUGCUGCUCGCUUCCCCAGGGACCUGGUUGGGAAGGGCUCCUAGGCGUCCAGAUACCCCCGCAAAGGUGGUUCGGCGCCCGGGCGCCCCUCGUCCGGCCGUGCGGGGACCAUGCCGCUCGUGCCCCAGCGGGCCCCCGAGCAGAGCGAUUGCGGCCUGGUGGCCAGCCUCGACAACGUCAGGAACCUCUCCACCGUCCUGAAGGCCAUUCAUUUCCGGGAGCAUGCCACGUGUUUCGCUACCAAAAAUGGAAUCAAGGUGACCGUGGAAAACGCCAAGUGUGUGCAAGCGAAUGCCUUUAUUCAGGCUGGAAUAUUUCAAGAGUUUAAAGUUCAGGAGGAACCUGUUACUUUUCGAAUUAAUUUAACUGUCCUCUUAGACUGUUUAUCUAUUUUUGGAUCAAAUCCUGUGCCAGGGAAUUUAACUGCACUUCGAAUGUGUUACGAAGGUUAUGGUUACCCUUUGAUGCUGUUUCUGGAAGAAGGAGGAGUGGUGACCGUCUGUAAAAUCAGUACUCAGGAGCCUGAGGAAACCUUGGAUUUUGAUUUCUGCAGCACCAACGUUGUUAAUAAAAUUAUUCUGCAGUCUGAGGGGCUUCGCGAAGCAUUUUCCGAAUUGGAUAUGACAAGUGAGGUCCUACAGAUCACCAUGUCUCCUGAGAAGCCUUAUUUCAGGUUAUCCACUUUCGGGAAUGCAGGGAGCUCCCACCUUGACUAUCCCAAAGACUCUGAUCUGAUGGAAUCAUUUCAUUGUAAUGAGACCCAGGUCAACAGAUACAAGAUUUCUCUACUGAAACCGUCUACAAAGGCGUUAGUCCUGUCUUGUAAGGUGUCUAUUCGGACAGAUAACCGAGGAUUCCUCUCACUACAGUAUAUGAUUAGAAAUGAAGACGGACAAAUAUGUUUUGUGGAAUAUUACUGCUGCCCUGACGAAGAAGUUCCCGAAGCUGAAUCUUAAGUAUGGCAAUACACUGUGACAUCUAUCAGGACAUUCAUGACAGGUCAUGUUCUCAUGCUUCAUGAUUUCGUACUGGAUUUCCAAAGGGAAGAAGCAUGGAAGAGACAGGAGCGCGGUCCCUUACCCUCAAGCCACUGUGUGUGGUCACGUCACAGGUUAUCCAGUUCCGGACCAUCCGGCGGUUCGGGCUUUGAACUCAUGGGAAUUAUUAUGAGCCAAGAUGAAUAAAUUAUAUAUGUAUUCUAUUUAAGUAGGACAUUUCAAAAGUCUGAAAAUUUAAAAUUUGAUGGGGCUGUAUAUGAAAUGUUCUUUUAUUUAUUUACUGUUAGAAAAAUGAAAGGCAUAUGGGCCUUGCUUAUUAGUUUGAAUUCUGGAAAAUACAUCUUUUUUAAAAAAAGAUUUUAUUUAUGUAUUUUUGGAGAGGGGCGGAAGGGGAAGGAGAGGGAGAGAAACAUUGAUCAGUUGCCUCUUGUACUCACCUCGACUGGGGACAAAUCCACAGUCCAGGCAGGUGCCCUGACCAGGGAUAGAACCAGUGACCUUUCCCUUUGCCAACCAACCAAGCACAUCGGUCAGGCCUUCCUUUUGUUGAAUUAGGGAAUAUACAUUUUAUUUCUUUUUUUUAAAAUGAGGCUUUUUUUAUUGAGAUAUAAUUGACAUACAGCAUUAUAUUAGUUUCAAGUGUACCACAUGAUUCAAGAGAGAAUAUAUCUUAAAGUGGUGAUUCUUGAGGUGCUGUGCCCAGUCCAACACCAUCAGCCUCCCCUAGAAACUUGUCAGAGGUUCUGCAUGUGGGCCAGCGAUCUGUCGUUUAAAAAGCCCCAUCUCACCCCUGGAGAUUCUGAUUUAUGCCCAGGUUAGAAAACCACUGAGUUAAAGGAUACUUUAAAAAAAAAAAAAAAAAGGCAUUUAAUUGCGUUGAAGUGAUUGAUUUUCUAUAUGAUUUCUUCACAAAGUUCUGAAGCUUAGGGAUCACCAAACAAUUUUGAAUAAUUACAUGAUUUUAAAAUGUUUUGAAGAACUCUAUGAACAAGAUAUAAAAGUCUUCAGAGUUACAGGUUUUCUUCUUGCUCUCAAAACUGUUCAGUGCAGUAAGUACUUAUUAGAUACUUUAUGUUUUCCUAUAAAUUUCUCAACCACACUAAGGGGUAGAAAGCCAGUUACGAAGUUAUUUUUGCAUUUUGUGGGUAAUUUGGAAUGAACUAAUGUGGCAUGUAGAUAAUUCAAUAAUAUAAUACUAAAAUUAUCUGGCUUGUUUUCUAGUAGAAAAAUAUAUAUACCUAAAAUAAAGUUUCUGGCUCUGGCUGGUGUGGCUUGGUUGGAGCAUCGUCCCGUACACCAACGGGUUGGGGGUUCAGUUCCCAGUCAGGGAACAUACCUAUGUUGUGGGUUGGGGUGCAUAUCGGAGGCAGCCAAUUGAUGUUUCUCUCUCCCUCUGUC
This is a messenger RNA of Pteronotus mesoamericanus, 2477 nucleotides long. It is a transcript of the gene RAD1, whose product is annotated as RAD1 checkpoint DNA exonuclease. Lineage: Eukaryota; Metazoa; Chordata; Mammalia; Chiroptera; Mormoopidae. Gene Ontology annotation, cellular component: checkpoint clamp complex; nucleus. The transcript has 6 exons. Gene Ontology annotation, molecular function: 3'-5' exonuclease activity. The record is from RefSeq and is a predicted model, not a curated record. The coding region runs from base 192 to 1037 and encodes 281 amino acids. Gene Ontology annotation, biological process: DNA damage checkpoint signaling; DNA repair.